AUCAAUUAAAAAUCUAAAUUUUCACUAUAGGUACUUUGAUAAUGCGAUUCGAUGACACAAACCCCGCAAAGGAGACUGUAGAAUUUGAGCAAGAAAUCCUCGAAGACCUCAAACUCCUGGAAAUAAAACCAGAUCGUUUCACCCACACUUCAGAUUACUUCGAACUUAUGUUAAAGUACUGCGAGCAGUUGAUCCGAGAAGGGAAAGCAUUUGUAGAUGACACUCCAGCAGAAGUUAUGAAAGAGCAGCGUGACAAGAAAGAGCCUUCGAAGAGUCGCAACAACCCAGUAGAAAAAAAUCUUCAGCUGUGGGAAGAAAUGAAGAAAGGAACCGAAAAAGGUCAGACUUGUUGCGUUAGAGCCAAGAUAGACUUUGCAUCAGCCAACGGGUGCAUGAGAGACCCGACAAUUUACCGGUGCAAGCCCGAGUCACACCCCAGAACUUUAAACAAGUACAAAGUCUAUCCUACGUAUGAUUUUGCUUGUCCAAUAGUAGAUUCAAUUGAAGGUGUGACUCAUACUCUGAGAACUACAGAGUACACUGACAGAGAUCCUCAGUUCUUCUGGUUCAUAGAAGCUCUAAAAUUAAGACGUCCUUACAUCUGGGCAUACUCGAGAUUAAAUAUGACCAACACUGUCUUGUCGAAGCGAAAGUUGACGUGGUUCGUCGAUAGUGGCUUGGUUGACGGCUGGGACGACCCUAGACUGCCAACUGUAAGAGGAAUCCUCAGACAUGGAUUGACAGUCGAGGGCUUGAAGCAGUUCAUCAUCUCCCAGGGUGGUUCAAGGUCUGUUGUCUUCAUGGAGUGGGACAAAAUUUGGGCAAUUAAUAAAAAAAUAAUUGACCCGAUUGCAUUUCGCUUCACUGCUUUGCAGUCUGAUGAUCUGGUACAGGUCAAUGUGCUUGAUGCGGUUGAUGAUCAGUUCCUUGAGGUCCAAUAUCAUCCCAAGUCUCCGGAGCUAGGCAUGAAGAAGGUUCUUGUUGGAAAGAAAAUUUUUAUUGAGAGGGUUGAUGCUGAUACCCUUAAAUCUGGAGAAAAAGCCACUUUUAUUUCUUGGGGGAAUCUGAUGAUUGAAAAUAUUAAAAAGGUUGAUGGUAGGAUUACUGAAAUUGACGCCAGGCUUAAGCUAGAUGACAAGGAUUAUAAAAAUACUGUGAAGCUGACCUGGUUGGCGGAAAAGGGGGAUAAAGAUGAUUAUAAGAAGGAGGGUGAUUUGGUUCCUUGUGUUGCGGUUUAUUUUGAUCAUAUUAUUAGCAAGAAUGUACUAGGGAAGGAUGAUGAUUUUAAGGACUUUAUUGCUAAAGAUACUAGGAAAGAAAUAAAAAUGCUGGGAGAGUCAGAAUUAAAGAACGUGAAGCAGGGCCAAAUAAUACAGCUUCAGCGUAAAGGAUUCUUCCGCUGUGAUGUACCGUAUGGACCAAUGAGUGACCUGACCAGCAGAGAAAGACCUCUGAUUUUAUUCUACAUCCCUGAUGGACACACCAACAGUUCCCCUGUGGCGUCAGCACCUAAAGAAGUUAAUAUCAAAGAGAGCAACAAAAGUAAAGCGAACGCAGUAAAGUCUUCAGCUGACGGAGCGUCAAUAUUGGCGGCAAUUAAGUCCCAGGGUGACAAGAUCAGGAGUUUGAAGUCUUCCAAGGCAGAUAAGGAAGCAGUCGAGAAAGAAGUCAAAGCUCUGCUGGCUCUAAAAGCGGAUUUCAAAACCUUGACGGGAGUUGAGUGGAAGGCUGACUUGAAUCCUUCAGAUUUUGAGAUUAAAAACUCGAGUGAAUCAGGUGAGUCGCUUAAUCAGCAGAUAGUAGACCAGGGAAAUAAAGUGCGAGAGUUAAAAGCUGCAAAAGCCAACAAGGCAGCAAUUGACGAGAGUGUUAAGCUUUUAUUAAAAUUAAAAGCGGACUACAAGGCAGCUACUGGCAAAGAUUGGAAGCCUGAGGCGGUUCCUAAAGACACUAAAGAAAUUCAAAACAAAUCUGGACCAGCUGAUUCUUUGAAUCAGAAGAUUGUAGACCAGGGAAACAAAGUUCGCGAGUUAAAAGCAGCUAAAGCUGACAAAGUUACUGUUGACGAGAGCGUUAAAAUUCUCCUGAGCUUAAAAGCCGAGUACAAAGCAGCUACUGGCAAAGAUUGGAAGCCUGAGGCGACUCCUAAAGACACUAAAGAAGUCCAGAAUAAAUCUGGUUCAUCUGAUUUUUUGAAUCAAAAAAUUGUAGACCAGGGAAACAAAGUUAGAGAGUUAAAAUCCGCCAAAGCUGACAAAGCUACUAUUGACGAGAGCGUUAAAAUUUUACUGAGUUUAAAAGCUGAGUAUAAGGGAGCUACGGGCAAAGAUUGGAAGCCAGAGGCGACUCCGAAGGGUACUAAGGAAGCUAAAGACGCGAAAAACAGCCAGAACAUGCCGAAAAAACAGGACGAAGAUUUGAACCAGCAGAUUGUUGACCAGGGUAACAAAGUUCGGGAGCUUAAAGCUGCUAAAGCUGACAAAGCGACAGUUGAUGAGAAUGUUAAGAUUCUUCUGAAGCUUAAGGCAGAUUACAAGGCAGCUAAUGGCGAGGAUUGGAAGCCUUCCUCUUCCGGGCCUGUAGAGGACAAGAAGAAGAAAGCCAAAGCUCCAGAAGCUCUUAAAGCUAGCAAACAGGCUCCAAAAGCUUCCAAAGAAGCCGAAAGUACCAAAACUGGUACUAGGUUGGGUUUAGAAGCUAAAAAAGCUGAAAAUUUACCUGAUUGGUAUUCCCAGGUGAUCACCAAGGGAGAGAUGAUCGAGUACUAUGAUGUGUCUGGGUGCUAUAUCCUCCGGCCCUGGAGUUAUUCGAUCUGGGACAAGAUCAAGGACUUUUUUGAUAGUGAAAUUAAAAAACUAGGUGUCCAAAAUUGCUACUUUCCUAUUUUUGUGAGCAAAGCAGUGCUGGAGCGUGAAAAGACUCACAUUGCUGACUUUGCUCCCGAAGUUGCCUGGGUUACCAAGUCCGGAGAUUCUGAGCUAGCUGAGCCAAUAGCAAUUCGUCCAACUUCUGAGACAGUUAUGUAUCCCGCUUAUGCAAAAUGGAUCCAAUCUUAUCGUGAUCUACCGCUGAAGCUCAAUCAGUGGAACAAUGUCGUUCGUUGGGAGUUCAAACAUCCUCAGCCGUUCUUGAGAACUAGAGAGUUUCUUUGGCAGGAAGGUCACUCUGCGUUUUUGACCAAGCCUGAAGCUGAUGAGGAAGUUAUGACCAUUUUGGAAUUAUACGCUAGGAUUUAUGAAGAGUAUCUUGCGAUUCCGGUGGUUAGAGGUAGGAAGACAGAAAAGGAAAAGUUUGCUGGUGGAGAUUAUACCACUACAGUGGAAGCUUUUGUUUCGGCUAGUGGACGAGCUAUUCAAGGCGCUACUAGCCAUCAUUUGGGGCAGAAUUUUUCUAAGAUGUUUGAUAUCAAAGUUGAGGGAGCUGAGGAGGGAACUGAAAAGACUUUUGUGUUCCAAAAUUCAUGGGGAUUGACCACCAGAACUAUUGGAGUCAUGGUCAUGGUCCAUGGUGAUGACAAGGGACUUGUUCUUCCACCUAAAGUAGCUUCUGUGCAAAUUGUGGUGAUUCCUUGCGGAAUUACUGCGACUACUACUGCAGAAGAGCGCAAGACUCUGAUGACAGAGUGCGAGAAGCUGGAGAAGACUCUUGCUAAUGGUGGGUUGCUGGUCAAGGGGGACUACAGGGAUAAUUAUAGUCCCGGGUGGAAGUUCAAUCAUUGGGAGCUCAAGGGAGUCCCGCUAAGAGUUGAAUUGGGCUUUAAAGAUCUGGAAAAGUCGCAGGUUACUUUUGUCAGGCGUGAUACUCUGGAGAAAUCUUUUGCGAAGCAAGAAGUCGUUUGUAAGUAUGCGAAAGAAUUGUUGGAGAGUGUCCAGAGGAGCAUGUAUGACAAGGCUAAGAAGGAGUUGGAUGGUCAUUUGAAACAUUGUCAGGAUUGGAGCGCUUUUUGUGGACACUUGGAUAAGAAGAACUUGAUCCUUGCGCCGUUCUGUGGGAGGAUUGAGUGCGAGGAUGAGAUCAAAAAGGACAGUGCUAGGGAUGAAGCUGAGGAAGCGGGAGCUCCCCUUAUGGGCGCUAAGGGACUCUGUAUUCCCUUUGAACAACCCAAGGGGCAGGCUGUUGAGAAGUUGGGGUGUAUUCAUCCGAAGUGUGGGUCAAAAGCCAAGUACUGGACGCUUUUUGGAAGGAGUUAUUGA
Molecule: messenger RNA, 4193 nt
Organism: Cotesia congregata
Lineage: Eukaryota; Metazoa; Arthropoda; Insecta; Hymenoptera; Braconidae
Source: the annotation of a GenBank genome assembly